Myripristis murdjan (pinecone soldierfish) is the source of this 3221-nucleotide messenger RNA. It is a transcript of the gene cars2, whose product is annotated as cysteinyl-tRNA synthetase 2, mitochondrial. The transcript is spliced from 15 exons. Gene Ontology annotation, cellular component: cytoplasm. Gene Ontology annotation, molecular function: cysteine-tRNA ligase activity; ATP binding. Gene Ontology annotation, biological process: cysteinyl-tRNA aminoacylation. The coding region runs from base 210 to 1913 and encodes 567 amino acids. NCBI's taxonomy places the organism in Eukaryota, Metazoa, Chordata, Actinopteri, Holocentriformes, Holocentridae. The record is from RefSeq and is a predicted model, not a curated record.
UGCGACGCGGCGAGGAAGAAGAAGACGAGGAAGAGGAUAGUCCGGAAGGAGAAGGUUCAUUCCACCUGACUGACCGCUGUAACGGUGUUUACAACGGGACUCUCCUCCAGCUGGACGCCCUCACUGGACAACUUUAAUGUUUAGAGACGGAACAUGGAGUCAAAACGCGGUGAAGUGACGCAGUAGACACUCAGGACAGAUACACCGGCAUGUCCGCCGCUGUCAACAUGUGGAGGAGCUCAACCAGGUGCACCUUAAAGCUCCUGUCUAAAGCCCGGCAGCCAAUCAGCAGCGUCCUGUGCAGGCCACACGGAGGCUGCACCGGUCAUACUGGGAAGAAGUGGCGUCGGCCCAGCGGCUUCGACACCGGAGUGCAGACCUACAACAGCCUGAGCAAGCAGAAGGAGCCGCUCGUGCUGGCCAGGGAGGGCGUGGCCACGUGGUACAGCUGUGGACCCACCGUCUACGACCACGCCCACCUGGGUCAUGCAUGCUCCUACGUGAGGUUUGACAUCGUGCAGAGGAUCCUGACCCGGCACUUUGGCAUCAGCGUCAUCCACGCCAUGGUGAUCACCGACAUCGAUGACAAAAUCAUCAGAAGAAGCCUGGAGGAAAAUAUUUCUGCAUCCGUCCUCGCCAGAAUGUAUGAGGAAGAAUUCCAGAAGGACAUGCUGUCAUUACAGGUGAUUCCUCCAGCAGUGUAUUUAAGAGUCACUGAAAAUGUGCCUCAGAUUGUGGCUUUCAUCGAACGCAUCAUCCAUAACGGGCACGCCUACGCCACCGAGGAAGGUAACGUCUACUUUGACAUCCCGUCCAUCGGCGAUCGCUACGGCAAAUUCCUGGGAGCCGUCAAUGUCCAGUAUGAACCCGGCGACUCGGGUAAACGAGACUCCAGGGAUUUUGCUUUGUGGAAGAAAUCCAAACCUCAGGAGCCGUCCUGGGAGUCUCCGUGGGGCAGAGGACGACCAGGCUGGCAUAUUGAAUGCUCCACCGUCGCCAGCUCGGUGUUUGGGAGCCAGCUGGAUAUCCACUCAGGAGGCAUCGACCUGGCCUUCCCUCACCACGAGAACGAGAUCGCCCAGAGUGAAGCCUAUCACCAGUGCGGGCAGUGGGGAAACUACUUCCUCCACGCAGGACACUUGCAUUUAAAAGGCAGUACGGAGAAAAUGUCCAAAUCCUUAAAGAACUACAUCACCAUAAAGGAUUUCCUCAAGUCUUACUCCGCCAAUGAUUUCCGGAUGUUUUGCCUGUUGACAAAAUACAGAUCAGCUGUGGACUACAGCGAUGACAGCAUGACAGAGGCACAGAUCACCUUGGCAACGCUCUCUGCCUUCGGUCACGACGCCCAGGCCUACAUGAAGGGCCAGCUGCAGAGCUCGGCCGUCCAGGAGGAGCUCCUCUGGGAGAGGUUAGCCAAGACUAAAGCCGCUGUGGCGUCAGCGCUGGCCGACGACUUCGACACCCCAAGAGCCAUUAAUGCCAUAAUGAACCUCGUUUACCACGGAAACUGCCAACUCCAUCCCGUCACAAAGGUUGAUGGAGCGGCGCGGAGCCCGGCAGUGUUCGGAGCGAUCCUCUUCUACAUCAGAGAGGUGAUGGACAUGUUUGGGAUCGAUCUGCUAAACAGAAAGGAAGCCGCCGCGGUCGAUUCCUCUGCAAGUCUGGAGGGCGUUGUGGAUCAGCUGACUCGUUUCAGAAGUGAAGUUCGAGCGUUCGCCCUCGCCCGUCAGGACCCCCCGGCCGACGGAAACCUCAGUAAACCAGGACUUCACCCAGAGAGGAUCCCUCUGCUGAAAGCCUGCGACGCCCUGCGAAACGACCUGGCUCCUCUGGGCGUGCUGAUAAAGGACAGAGGAACCAACUCCACGUGGGAGAUAACUCGGAAAAGGCAGACGGUCGAGGAGAAAAACUAAAAGUCCGGCUCAAACCAAACUUUACCUCUGGGACUCUGAUGGCUUUGGUCCGGGCUGGAAUGACCCGUUUUAAACCUCUUCAGUUUAAAUAGGUUGUUUUUUUUUUUUAUCAUGUCAAAUGCAUUUGUUUCUCAGUGAAAAAGGAUCUUUCAUCAAAUUGUAAAUAAAUGAAACAGAGAAUCAUGUUGAUUUCAUGACAACAGAAACUAAACUUGUCCUGCUGCUUUUAUGGAUUCAGUAUCAAACUCUCACGUGAUUCUAACUGUAAUUACACCAAAUAAUCUGGUACUGAAUUUUUUUAUACUUUGGCAUAAUUUGUGUCACUCACCUAGUUGUUGUGGAGUUCUGGUUUCUCUUGCACACCUGACCCAAUUAAGGCCCACGCACCUUCAUGCACACCCUGUUCAGGUCGAUCUGUUUAAGUGAACCACUUCAGGAAGAUGCUCUCAUGUGAUCACCUGUUCCACAUUUACCAGAUUAGAGACUCGCCUGCGUCUCACUGAUUGAGCGACGCUUCAGGCAGCACAGAGACUGAAGAAGCACUGAAGGAAUGAAGGAUCCUGGGAAAACCGCACCUGACAAGUUAUAAAUCUUUACCUUUAAAGUCAAAUUUAUCUGAUUAUUUUUGUAGAAGAACUUCAAAUAUGUUUCUAUCAAAGAAAACAUUAAUUCAAUUUCAAUUUAAAGGACUAUUCCAACAUUUUUAGCAAAAUACCCUUUUCUGACUGUAUUUAAAAUCCACUGGUUCAAGACAACUUAAGAGUUGCUGUCAGGGUUAUUUUUUCACUUUGACCCAGCCAGACUAAUGACUCCCAUAGACUUCAAGUCUUUAUGCUAAGCUAAAACCAAAUAAUACCCAUAGGAACUGAACCACUGGACAUACAGAGGUGAACAUGGAAUCGAACAUCUUGUCUCAGUCUGGAUAAAUUUAAAACAAAAAAGGGGAUUUUGUCAAGAACACUGGAGAAUUCCUUUAAGGAUGAACACCAAUACAUGAAUACAAAAAGACUUUAUUUGCUUAACCACCAAAAAUGAACUUUAUUAAAUUAAAUAAUAAACUGUGUCAUCAGUUAGUUCACUUUUGGAGGUGUGUGGCUGCACAGCGCUGUCAUGGAGGAGGUUCGAGCUCUGCCACAGUGUGAGCGCACAUCAGGGAUUUUCUUUACAUGAUGCAACAAGCAGUGUAAGACUUAAAGCUGGGGAGGUGGAGCAACGGCUGUCAGGGGAGACAGCGAGCGGAUAAAGUGUAUUUAUCUUCUCUCAAGGCAAAAAUAUAACAAACUGAAUGGCCAUUAGUUUCCGAAUUAC